AUGUCUUUCGGCUUUGGAGGUGGAGGAUUCGGCCAGUCCAACAACCAAAGCAGUGGCUUUGGCACCGGAUCUGGAUUCGGUUCCAGCAAUACUGCCGGAGGCUUCGGCUCCGGCUCCGGAUCAACAACCUCCGCGUUUGGCGGUGGUAACACUGGCACUGCAGCUUCUGGUGGUGGUUUGUUCGGCAACACCUCCAGCGGCUUCGGCACCGGCGGAGGAUUCGGCUCCAACAACAACACACAAACUCAAUCUGGCUCCCUUUUUGGUGGCCAACAAAACCGUACCGGUGGCUUCGGAACCACCAAUACCCCCAGCACUGGCGGAAGUCUUUUCGGAAGUACUGCGAACACUGGAAAUGCCGGCGGAUUCGGUUCCAGCACUGGCGGUGGAUUUGGAUCGGGAACUACAGGCGGGUUUGGCGCCAAUGCCAAUAGCAACACGAGCGGUGGUCUUUUCGGUGCAAACAAACCCGCCGGUGGUUUCGGUACACCCGCAGCCACUGGUGGAGGCUUCGGCUCCAACACCACGGGCGGCGCUUUUGGCAGCUCGACAAACACCGGCUUUGGAUCUGGCGCGACUCCGCUAGCGGGCGGCGCAGUGGCUCCCUGCGAAGGCACUGGUUCUACCCCAUUUAAUCCGUUCACGGAGAAGGACACGAGCUCCAACACCAUGAACCACUACCAGAGUGUCAGCUUCAUGCCUCCAUACAAGAACUAUUCCUUCGAGGAACUACGAUUGGCCGAUUAUGAGCGGGGCCGUCGCUUCGGAAAUGGAAGCAACCAAGCAGGUGCAUUCGGCUCCUCCAGCUUCGGAGGCAACACGGCCGGAACUGGCUUCGGUUCCCAGCAGAACACUACUGGCGGCUUUGGCGCCAACACCAGCACUCCUUUUGGCGCCGCUAACACAAGCGCACCAUCUACCUUCGGAUCUACCCAGACUGCCGGUGGAUUUGGCUCCACAAGCAAUUCCAACCCCCUCUUCGGGGCCAACAAGCCUGCCAACUCAAUGUUCGGCGGCGGAGCGGCAACCACCCAAUCCGGCUCUCUUUUCGGUGGGAACACGGCCACUGCUGGCACUGGCGGUGGAUUUGGAAGCAGCGCAGGAACGGGGGGUGCCUUCGGUUCUAACACCAACACCGGUGGCGGCCUGUUCGGAGGAAAUCAACCUGCCAAACCUGCCUUUGGUGCUACUCCUUCGACAGGUACAACUGGUGGCUUUGGCGCUGGUGGUGGAUUCGGAGCCCAGCAAAACACCACCAAUUCGAACCCCUUCGGUGGAAGUGCCACUACUGGAUCCACUGGCUUUGGCCAACAACAACAGACCGGCGCUAGUGCCUUUGGCGGCGGCUUGGGAGCGAACCAGAACCAAACCCAGAAUAAGUCCUUGUUCGGCGGCGGCACUGGUGGUGGCUUCGGCUCAAAUACUCAGCAGCAGGGCACCGGCGGCUCCUUGUUCGGAGGCGCUCAAACUCAGCAGCCCGCAACUGGCGGAGGCCUUUUCGGCGGUGCUAACACCCAGCCUCAGCAGCAGGGCACCGGAGGGCUCUUCGGAGGGAAUCAAUCUCAGCCCGCGGCCGGUGGUGGCCUGUUCGGUGGCCAGAACCAACAGCAACAGAAGCCGGGUGGUCUCUUUGGCGGCGGCACUGGCUCUACAGGUGGUGGUGCAUUUGGUGGCCUGGGUGCCUCUCAAACUCAGCAACCUGCUGGAGGCGGUUUGUUCGGUGGCCAGCAACAGCAAAAGCCUGGUGGCCUUUUCGGUGGCUCUACCGGCGCUACCGGGGGCGGCCUCUUCGGACAGAGCAACAACACCCAGCAGAAUGCCGGAUCCUCACUUUUUGGAAACCAGAGCCAGCAGCAACAGCCGGCCGGUAACAGCUUGUUCGGCGGAUCCCAGCCUGCACCACAACAAUCCCAGCCCGUUCCCGGAAGUCUGACUUCCUCCCUGCUUGGUGGUAACCCUUACGGCAGUCAGUCUAUCUUUUCUGGCUUGCCUACUCCCGAUGCUCCUUCCCCCGGUCCUCUAGCGACACCCCUCUCCUCCAGCAUGAGGCAGAAGCAGCGAGCUCCCCUUCCUUACUCCAUCACGCCCGGUGGAGCUAACCGCCUCUCCAGCAGCACCCCCUCUGGCUUCAGUAACAGCCUUCUCGGUGGCGGUGGUGGAAGCAGUAGUCUUCGCGGCAGCAUUGGAGGCAGCUUCGGCCGCAGCUUCAGCAAGAGCUACUCCACAAGUAACUUGCGCAAGACUUUCGACCCCGAGUCAGACAGUGUUCUGUCGCCCGGCGCCCUGCAGUCCAGCGGUGGACGUAGCAAUGGUGGCAGCAUGAAGCGUCUUACUAUCGACCGCAGCUUGAGGACCGAUCUCUUCGCUCGUCCCGCCAGCACAUCACCUGCCCCUACCCUUACCAACGGCGAUGAUUCGACCCACCCCGAUAAGCUCAAGAAGAAGGUCAGCUUCGACGCCAGCCCCUCGGCUGUUCAGGGCACUGAGAUCGUCCGCGUCGAGUCCAAGAGCCCGGAGCCUACUCCCCAAGCCACUCCCCAAGAACUGGGCUUCCUGCGCUCCCAACGCCGCAGCGGUAGCCUCAAUGGAAUUGACGGAAACGGCAGCGAGCGUCCUGAGAUGGAAUCAAUCAGCCGUGACCUCGCUGUGGUUCCUGAGAACGGCGAGCCUAUUUCUGCUAAUACCUCUUCCGUGAAGCGUCCCACCUUCGUUCCUGGCUCUGACCCUAAGCCUGGCGAGUAUUGGAUGAAGCCUAGCCGCGCCGAAUUGAACAAAAUGAGUCGCGAUCAGCUCAAGCAAGUCGUGAACUUCACUGUCGGCCGUCAGCACUGCGGUUCGGUCACUUUCAAUGGCGCCGUUGACCUGACUACAGUCGACAUGGAGAACAUCUACAGCAAAAUCGUCGAGAUUGGUGUGCGAAAAAUCACUGUUUACCCCGAUGAGACUAUCAAGCCUCCGAUGGGUAAGGGUCUGAACGUCGUCUCUACCCUUCGCAUUGAGAACUCCUGGCCUCGUGGUCGUGAUCGAAAGUCCCCGCUUCCCAUUACCAGCGGACCCCUGUUUGAUAAGCACAUUGACCGUCUUCAGAAGGUGCACGAUACCGAGUUUGUCGACUACGAUACCCAGACUGGUACUUGGGUCUUCAAGGUUCCUCACUUUACUACAUAUGGUCUGGACUACGAUGAAGAUGAAGAAGGUGAGAGUCUCGACCAGAGUACCCUUGGAGCGGGUCCUGAUGACAACCGUACUCCUAAGGCUCAGCCGGACCACCCAGUCAGCUUUGAGCAAUCCGCAACCUUCUCAAUCGACGAGUCUUUCGUUGGCUCUAUGGCUGGAAUCGACGAUGAUACCUUCGACUUCAAGAAGCGCAAGCUCGUUCCCGGGUCCUUUGGUAGCCAAGCUAUGGAGAUGGAAGAUGAGGAGAUGGGUUCUGAGGGCGAGACUGAGUCUUUUUUAGAGGAAGGCUCCACGGGUUCAACUACUGAGCAUGAAGAUGAUGUCACCGAGAGCCAGCGCUCUGGCGACUCCGUAGUUGGAUCUGAUGAAGACCAGGAGAUGGACAUGGCGGGUUCCUUUCCACACCUUCAUCAUACCGUGGAGCGGGAAGACUCCCAGAGCACCGACGGUGAACUGGACACCACCCACCCAAUCAAGCACUUUGGCACACCUCCCAAGCCUCGCCUCGACCUUAGUGGGGACUGGGCGGAGCAGCUUCAGCGCACCAUCAGCCCUCGCAAACAAAACCGCGAUGCCUUACGUGAAAUCCAGGCCAAUGCCUUUGCCGACCGAGCUCUCUUGAACGACGGCUCCCCAGAAGCGAAAUCGAACGGAUCUCCCAAGAAAGGGUUUACGAACAGUAUCGACUUGAUGAACUCGCUCUUCCAGCAACCGCGGAAACAGAGCGCCCCUUCGCCGCUGAAACCUUCAAAGGUGCAGCCUAAAGGCUUCGAGUGGCCCUACAACAAACAACCCAAAACCUUCGCCGGCGAUGAGGCCCAAAUGAGCCAAAAGGACGUCGCUUUCCACGAUUCGUUCAAGCCUCGCUGGGGUCUCAUGGACUCUCUUGUUUGCGCCAAGGACGACAUGGCCGAACCGAUUUCUGGUGUCAACAACCGCUGGCAGGAGCGUUUGUCUGUCUUCAGCGAGGGCAGAGAUAUUGCGGUUUUCAAGUACCACCAGACGGGCGAGCCGCAAGAGAUGCUCAAUGUGCAAAAGCAACAAUCCACUGUCGAGCGCAUUGACGGAACUCCAUUCAUUCGUCUUCCCAAUGUUGAUAUGCGCCAGUUUGCCUUUGCGCAUUCCAAAGAAGAGGAAAGACUGGUAUGGCAGUUAGCCAACAUUCUAUUCAACGACGACAUCGAAGAUGACAUUUCUGCGGGUGUGCCAACUCAGCUGCGAUCCCAAUUCGUGCAUCGCAUCAAGAAGGACCGUUUGACUCGUCUGUGGGAGAGCAUCAUCCGUGAAAAGCACACGCAAACCCUGGAGUUGAUUCGUUCGGCUGAGGAGCGUGCUGUCCACCUCCUCUGUGCUCACCGGAUUGAGGAGGCUUGCAAGACUCUUAUCGAUAGCAAUAACCUUCACCUUGCUACCCUUGUCGCUCAGAUCGGCCGUGACGCUACCUCCCGGGCGGAAUUGACAGACCAGAUCGAGGUCUGGCGUCAGAACAACGUGCUCUCUGAGAUGAGCGAGCCUCUACGUGCCCUUUACGAGCUUGUUUCGGGCAAUGGUCUUGGCAGUGAAGGCAAGACCGGCGGUGCUCUGGAAGAUCGGGCUUCCACCUUCCUCCUCACUGAGCGCUUUGACCUGGAUUGGUUCCAAGCCUUCGGCCUCCGCCUUUGGUAUGGUACUACCGAGGAUGAGCCGAUCGAGGCUGCCGUGUCUCAAUUCUUGAAUGACCUGACUCUGGGACUCGAGCCUGCUUUCCCUCACCCUUCGCACGAAGACAGCUCUCGCGCAACUCUCCAGCCCGGCGCCGAUACAUUAGGUCGUGAAUCGCCUCUUUGGGUGCUCCUCAAGACGUACGCAGCUGUUAAUGGCGCUGCAAACGUUCCCCCUGUUAGCUUCCCCGCCGCAAUUUUACCCGAGUCUCUGUCUGGUGACCGACUCAACAACCGCCUCUCCUUCCAGCUUCAUCAUGUUCUUGCUGCCGCAGUGGGCAAAACUGAUGCCGUCAAGAUCGACCAGCAUCAAGUCGACCGCCUGGUCUGGGAUUAUGCUUCUGAGAUCAUUGCGAAUGAACAACUUUCCCCUGCCCUUUUUGUCCUUCUGCACCUCUCCAAGGCCGAAGAUCGCAAGCGGACUGUGCAAGACACCCUCGCUCGCUUCGGCGCUUCUCUCCCUGAUCCUACCAUCUCUGACGGCACCACUCCUGACCCAACCUGGCAACACCUCACAAACGAGCUCCAGCUUCCCGAGCCCUGGAUCUGGGUCGCAAAGGCCUUGCAUGCACGUGCCAGUGGUGAUGCUAUCCGCGAGGUUGAUGCACUGAUCCGUGGCAAGCACUGGAACGACGCCCACGCCACCUUCUGCCGCGUUGUCGGACCUACAGCGGUCAUCUCCCGUGACUACGCGACCCUUGAACAACUAGUCACCGGUUUCGGCGAUGGACCGGAGCGCAAGAUGCGCGGCUGGUCUUCCGGUGGCGGCAUUUACGAAGACUUCCUUCGUCUCGCAACCGCGACUCGGGGCCGCAGAGAUCCAACCCGGUUAAGCCGACUGGUAAAUGCCCUCGUGGCAAUGGGCGAUCGUGUCCGUAGCGGCUCAGGAAUCGACGGCUUAGAAGAGCGCGUUGCAUUCAAGGAGAUGAGCCGCGCUGUAGCUGGCUGGAUUACGCAUGAAGAUGUCCACUCGGUCGAGGCCUCAAAAAUCCUCGGGUUGCCCCUGACUGGUGACGCCCGUGUUCUUCAAACAGUUGAGAUGAGCCGUCGGUAUUACGGCGUUGUUAUGGCUGGUGGUUUUUAG
Messenger RNA from Penicillium cosmopolitanum, 5961 nucleotides. RefSeq lists its product as uncharacterized. Gene Ontology annotation, molecular function: structural constituent of nuclear pore. The transcript has 7 exons. NCBI's taxonomy places the organism in Eukaryota, Fungi, Ascomycota, Eurotiomycetes, Eurotiales, Aspergillaceae. Gene Ontology annotation, biological process: protein import into nucleus; post-transcriptional tethering of RNA polymerase II gene DNA at nuclear periphery; RNA export from nucleus. The coding region runs from base 1 to 5961 and encodes 1986 amino acids. The record is from RefSeq and is a predicted model, not a curated record. Gene Ontology annotation, cellular component: nuclear pore; nuclear pore cytoplasmic filaments.